CCCCUUCCGCAGCCCCCCAUGCUCUCCCCGCUCCGCUAAUUCUGCGGGGAGGCCGACGCACUGUGCCCAAGUCAGGGGCUGCCAGCGCCCACGGGCUGGUGACGCUUUUUCCCCUGACCCAAGGGGGAUGGAAACAGCUGCUGUUGCAGGGGCACCGGACCUUGCCGAAAAGAAGGAGGAAGCCCCUAUGCUCCAGUGCCUCCUCCUGAGCCUUCCCCUGGCUGCUGCAGUCCUUACUGGCUUCCAAACACGCAGCUGAGGCUCGGGAGCUGCUGGGAGAGGCAGCUGGGGGAGGAGUUGUGGGGGGAGGUGAGACACAAGCGCUUUCCAGUUUGGGUAACCGCUGCUUUCCCCUUCCAGCUGCAGGGCUUCAGCGUCUUGCCCGGCCGCCGGGGCUGGGAGCUGUCUCUGGUGCUCGGAGCUGUGCGUAGAGGGAACCUGCGCCUGCCGCUGUCCCCGGUGCUAGCCCCGCGGGCUGCGGGAGCUGUCCCGGGUGCUGAAAACCGGCCAGGCCCGGGCGGCUCUAAGGCUCCGCCAAGGCCGCCGGGGUCUUGCCUGCUCAGCACUUGGCAGCCCGGGGAGCUGAACCGGACGCUCUCGUCCCGCCCCGCCCAGCCCCGGGGGCGCUCACAGGAGCUGCGUCCGGCUUGCGCCGCGUCCACCCGGGCCAUGCUGCGGGCCGGGUAGAGCCGGGCUCCCUCGGGGAAGCCGCCCGGCUCCGCCUGCUGCGUUGGGGUCAGCCGGGAGCCGCGCUCGGCACCUACGCAGGGAAAUUGCAGGGGAUGGAGCCAGGCGGGGGCUCUCAGAGCGGGGCUGGCAGCUCCCGGGCAGCCUCGGGGAUGGACGCCGAUGGAGCGGGCAGCCCUUACUACGAUGAAGAUCUUCUGCACAAGACCAUCCUGGUCGGAGACAGUGGAGUGGGGAAGACAUCACUGCUGGUUCAGUUUGACCAGGGCAAGUUCAUUCCCGGCUCUUUUUCUGCCACCGUGGGCAUCGGAUUUACGAAUAAAGUCGUGGCAGUGGACGGUGUGAAAGUAAAAUUGCAGAUCUGGGACACAGCGGGGCAGGAGCGAUUUCGUAGCGUGACCCACGCCUACUACAGAGAUGCCCAGGCUUUGCUCCUCUUUUAUGACAUCACCAGCAAAAUGUCCUUUGACAAUAUUCGGGCCUGGCUCACAGAGAUACACGAAUAUGCCCAAAAGGAUGUGGUCAUUAUGUUGUUAGGCAAUAAGGCUGAUGUGAGCAGCGAGAGAGUCAUCAGGAUGGAGGAUGGAGAGUCACUAGCCAGGGAAUACGGAGUGCCUUUCAUGGAGACCAGCGCCAAGACGGGUAUGAAUGUGGAGCUGGCAUUUCGGGCCAUUGCCAAAGAACUCAAGCAGCGAGCUGUGCAGCAGCCGGACGAGCCCAGGUUCCAGAUUCAGGACUACAUAGAGUCACAGAAGAAAAAAAACAGCUGCUGUUCCUUCAUGUGAGAGAGGAGGAUGGCAGGGCAGGAAGGAGGACUUGGGGCACAGGGGCCUGGUAUACUGCAAGAGCAAGGCGGGGCUGGAAAGGAAACUGGUCAGAAGACCUCUAUAAAUAUUUCUGGCCAUAAAUUGCAAAUAGGAAAAAGGCAAACCUACCCUGAGAGGGGGCGGGGUAUGCAUGCGGGUGUGUGUGGAUGUGCAUGAGUGUGGGUGGCUGCGGGGAAGAUACAACAGAAGCUAAAUAAAAGCCAGUUCUGGGUUUCGCCUGACUAGCAAAUCUUACAAUGUGAGAGUCCAACCUUUGGGGAAUCACUCCUGGCAGCACAGCCAAAGCCCGGCCUCUUGGGAAUGGCUUGUGUCAGCUUCACAUGCAUAGCCAGGACUCGGCUGGUUCGGCCUUCAAACAAGCCAGGUUCCAGUUUCUAUCCAGACUGGGCCAAGUCAAUGUUGGCUGCAUAGCCUGUGCCCCAUUUUCAAGACGGGACCAAGUCAUCCUCAGCAGCGUAGCCACGGUCCUGUACCUAUCUGCAUUGGGCCAGGUCAGCACUGCUGCACAGCCGGGGUCCCGCACCUUUCCAGUCCAGAGUCACCACCUUUCUGACCAGUUUCCAUGGGACGUCUCUGCUCUGGAGUCUCACCAGGCUGAGGGGGCCAGGGCAGGAAGAACCGUUUCUCUCCCUCUUGCAUUAGCAGGUGAAGUUUUCCUGCAGCGAAUGAAAUCAGCAGGAGUGUUCGCUAAAGGAAGAGGAAUGGGAGACCUUUUCCCUGUGAUAGCUGGUCCCUCCCCACUCUCCUCACCUCCUCCAGGCCCCUGCAGCUGGGCUGUCCCCUUUGCCCAACCUCUCCUGCUGCUGAGCAUGUCCCAAGCAAAGGACUUGGGGUGCUAAGUGUUAUUACAGUGCCUGCUAUGUUGGAAGAAAGCUGCCGAUCGCAGCGUUAGUGGAGAAAGAGGAGAUCACUAUCUAUUUUUCUGACUCUAAAAAGAAAUGUUUCAAAUCUGCUCUUAUUUAUAUUUAUCUCAGGCUAAAUUGCUAUUUAAUCUUUUACGAGAGGCCAAGUCCAGCAUGCCAUGGACAUGCUCUGGAUCCCACCCCCCUCCUGUUCUAAAGCAUUGGCACCUGCACUGCUAAGGUGGGGGUGAGCAUGGAGCCAGCAUUGGCAGCCUGUGGCCACUUGCUGCAGAAUCCACCCCCUGGCAGCCACCGGGACAGGGGAGAUCUUAUUCUCCCAGCUCAUUCCAUUGCACUCCGCAGGCCGCUCUCCUACAGAUGGAGCUAGAAGCCGCGCCUCUUGCUGUUGAAAUAAAACUGCUGAAAAUUAAGGGCCUGAUCCAAAGCCCACUGAUGCCUUUGACAGUCUCCCUAUUGAUUUCACUGGGCUCUGGAUCAGGCCCUAAUUGCUGAGCGACUGGGUGUUUCAUGCUCUCAAAGGCAACCCCCUGCUGCCUCUCUCCCAGAGUGUUCAAAUACCCUUGAUGCUGUGACACAAAUUGGUCACAGCUGCAGAAGAGGCUUUGACCCUCUCUCCCUAUUGCACCCCCUGUCAGCCUGGCUUUUGCAGCACAUGUGGUGCCUUUGAUUACGCAGCAUUCUGAAGGCCCUGGGGCUCACCAGGGAAACACAGGGCAAAUGAGUGAUAUGGGUCCUGCCUUAGGUUUGGUUUUCUUCAGGAGUGCUCAGGGAAUUGAUAACAGGGCACAGAGCCUUUGACCUCUAGGCCACCAGCUCAGCUACAAUCUGAAUUCUUACUGAAGCCCAGGGAAAGAUUCUCUCUGGCUUGAGAGAGAGUCAGAUGUAGUCCAAAGUCAGCAGCGCUGACAGUUACCACCGUCUGCUGGCUCUGGGAGUGGCCUGUGUGAAAUGAGUCUCUGGCCGGUUCCUAAGAGACGGGUGUGCACAGCACAGAAAUAACCCUUGCAUUUGGCACCGAGUUGUUAGCAGAGCGGCCAAGCUCCAAAUGGGCACGGAGAACAAGCUCCCCGUUUAUACCCAGGCAUAUUGACAGGAGAUAGUGGGAGAAGGCUCAUCACUGCUGCCCAUACAGGAGCAAUUUUGUCAGUAGCUAGAGACCCUCUGUCUGCCAAGCUCUCGAGCCAGCUCUUCAACAGCUAUUCUUUUUUAGAGUUUAGAUUUCCCGACUGUGGCCCAUUUGCGUCACCUUUACCAUGAUUUUACCAUUUGUCUGGUUUCCAUUUUCCUUUCUCUAGUGAAAGUUGCAAACCCCUGGUGACCCCAAACCCCGGGCCCCAUUCAGCAAGGCACUGAAGCACACGCUUUACAUGAGUCCCAUUGACUUUGCUGAAUUGGGACCCUAAGAGUGACGGCAUUACUCUCUCUAGGUAACUGUCUUGUCUGUGUGUGCAGCACCUGUCUCAUGCCUGUUGUAUAUAAGGGCAUGGAAUAAUUACCAAUUAGAGUUACUGGGCUAAUAUUUUUUUUUGUCCGUAUGCUUAAAAAAACCAAAAAGGCCCUGUCCCUCUGGGCACUGGGACUUUUAAGGAAAGUCAAUUUAUUUGACUCCCUGACAGCAAAAGCUAUGUCUACCCUACAGACUUCUGCCAGCAUAGAAAUAUUGGGACGAGAUGUGAUCCCUGACCAGCAUAGCUGUGCUGGCCAAGGUCUAUAGUGUAGAUGCAGUUAUUCCAGCAAAACGGUGCUGUUACCCGUGUAGCUUGUUUCACUUGGGCGGUGUGGUUUCACUAUACUGAUACAAAGCACACCUUUGCUUGUAGAGGUGUGUCCACACUAGGAGCGCUUUGCUGGUAUAGCAUACCAGUAUUCCUACACCGGUCACGCGCUCCCAGUGUAGACAAGGCCUAACUCACACUGAGGCCAACGGGACCCCUGGAGUGACAGAGGCGAGCAGGAAUUGGCUCGAGUUGGUCACAUUGGCUAUUAUGCUCUGUCAGAUGAGAACAGACUUUUGCCGGAAUAAAUAUUUCAGCAGCAUGUAAUUAUUAGUAUCAUCUAGGGCAGUGUCCUGACGAUGCUUAAUAAGCCCAUUGAUGGGAGGAUUGACUUAACACUGAAAUGCUUUAACUAAUAAUUAAAUGCUCCAAAGAGGCAGCACAAACAUCAUUUGUCAAACCAGUGCUGGAGUUAGCCUGUAGAACAGCACGAUAGCGGCCUCAGGGAGAUCUUUCAUGACUGUGUCACUUGCUGAUUUGCCCAUUACUUGCGUGUUGUAUUUUUUAUUCCUGUGGUUGAAUUUGGUCUGUCUUAUGCACAGUUCUCCUCAUCCAGUCAGUCAGAGCUUCACACUAGCUUGAGCAGUUUUCUGGAUACAGGGCCCUGCUAUUUGUUUCCCCUUGACUUGAAAUCUCAGGAAUGUUUUCUUCACAAGGUGCAAGUCCGUUGCCCGUCUCUGGCAAAGCAUAGGGGGAGGUAUUACCAAUUUCACCCUCAGCUCUGCACCUGUGCCCCGCACUCAGCACAAGAAGGAAGACUCGUGGGGUUUUAAACUUGCACCAAGUCCUCAUGUUAGUCUAUGUAACAUGUUGCUGGGCUGUCUGAAGAGGGAGUGCAGUAUCUGGGAGCCUAAUUCCUGGUCCAGAUUAAGGCUUUGAAUCAGAGCAGAGGCGAUAACACAGGAGAUUUAUAAACUCCCACCUAUGAAUUUUGUUUGCAUUUCCUUUUUGUCUAUGUAUAUAAUGCAAAUCUUUCUUCCUGCCAUUGUCUGGAAUCAGAUUAAACCCACUGUGUAAAGAACUGAUGCCUCAGACACCUUGAUCAGCAAACACUUUAUAUCGUGCUUGCCUAUGAAUUUUGUGGACUUGAUCUUGACCCCUCCAAAAUCAAUGUGAGUUUUGCCACUGAGUUUAAAGGGAGCAGGAGCAGGCCCUACGUGUAAGUUUUAAAAUCAACUGCCGAAUUUAUGCUUCAUUUUACCCUUUCUUUAGCCCUGUUUCUACUGGCAUCAAUGUCAAAACUCCCAUUCAGUUUGAUGGGAACAGGAUCAAGUCCUUUGUCAAUAAAAUCAAAGUCACCCUAGCAUCCCAUGUUAUCACAUUAGCCAGAAAGCAAUGGCAGGAAAAAACCCGAAAUACUUUUGUUGACUAUCUUCUUGUUUACAUAGUUCAAGUAUAUCUGCCAAGUCAUGAAUGCUAUGGAAUGACACUGUGCUGAACCAUUCCACAUGGGAAUCUCUGAUGUGGCAGGAUCACACCCAGCAAGUCUAUUUCCUGGCACAUGUUCUUGAGCUUCUCUCUGUUAUCAGGGCGAUGUCUUUGUUGUUCAUGGAUUGUUGAUUGCAAGUUUACAGAAUUAAAGCUCAGUAUUUUGGAGAGUAAA
Dermochelys coriacea (leatherback sea turtle) is the source of this 5755-nucleotide messenger RNA. It is a transcript of the gene RAB37, whose product is annotated as RAB37, member RAS oncogene family. Gene Ontology annotation, biological process: Golgi vesicle fusion to target membrane; protein localization to plasma membrane; neurotransmitter receptor transport to postsynaptic membrane. The record is from RefSeq and is a predicted model, not a curated record. Gene Ontology annotation, molecular function: GTP binding; GTPase activity. Gene Ontology annotation, cellular component: Golgi apparatus; dendritic spine; plasma membrane. NCBI's taxonomy places the organism in Eukaryota, Metazoa, Chordata, Testudines, Dermochelyidae. The coding region runs from base 783 to 1472 and encodes 229 amino acids. The transcript has 9 exons.